ACUCUGUCUGUGAGGAAUCUCUGUCGACACGUUUCAGGUCUUUCGGCGGAGUUUCAGAAGCGGGGGGUGAUCUAUCUUCCGUGUUGUUAUCGGGAAUUGUGUCUCAUGUUCAAGGAACAGUUGCCUUGGAGGAGACCAGCGGGAUCAGAUCCAGUCGAGGACUGAGGCGGGGAGGCCAACAGCUCGACGUAGCUGCCUCCAUAAUGUCGUUUAGUGUCGAUGGGUUGGAGUUUUGCUGUUUUUCCCUCCUUUUUAAAGUUUGGUUCAGUCUCUGAAAACCGACACCUCUCACUCACAUCCUCACCUCCUCACCUCCACUGACCGUCCAUUGUUCGUUCAGGAAAACCAGAGAAACCGGAACGCUGUUGUCAGAUGUGGACUUUGGGUCAGUGCAGUCACUGAUCGAGACUUUGAGAAGGGUCGAAGCUGAAGUAACUGCGGCAUCAUUUAAGGUGGAGCGGGACAGUUCGAGCAAGAAGCUGACUUCAGCCUCAUGGAGAAGGGUGACUGAUUUCACAGCGUGUUCUCAAAGCCAGUCAGCCAAUUUGAGUUGUGUUCGAUUUCCCCGCUCCACCUUAAGUGCUACAGCAACUACGUUCUGGAACCCACAGGCGCGGACCGCAGCUGCUGUACGAUUUAAGGUGGAACGCGGAAUUCGAAUAAUAAGAUGGAGAAGCAGCUUCUUAAGCAGUGAAACAUCAGUGCAGAGAGGCCAGAUUUACCUGACAUCCCUGGGCUUCAUGUGAAUCUGGCAGCUAAAUUUAGUGUAACUGCGACGAAAACGACUCUUGUAAUCGUGAUUUGCUCUCAGGGUUGGGUUAUAGGCAAAGGUCUGUGGUUUCUAAAUGCCUCACAUUACGUACUGCUGAGUCAGAUGUGUUCUGAUUACUUUAUUGAUUUCAAUUAGGGCUGUUCCACGUGCAGAAGCAUAGAAGCAGCCUCUAAAAGAAAGUGUGCUUUCCUUAGAAGAAUCCUCUGAAUUCUGUAAAAGCUCCAGGCUGUUCAGACACAAGCUGGACAUCUGAUGGGUUGCCGCCUUAGUUUGAUGUGGCUGUUUCCUAUGGUGGGUGAUUUACUACCACAGGAAAGGGAAAUCUAGCUGACACCGGUCGGGUCAUUUCUCUGACCCUGAGCCUUUCCUUGGCAAUGCACUCUGAAGAGUGCGAGGGACUCGGGCAGAAUGUCACGUUCUUCUACGCUCAGAGUAAGAAGAACAUCAGUGCGCAGUGGAAGUCAAUUGACUUUGUGGUGGUUGGACUUGGAGUGCCUGUCUGCAUCUUGAUCAUCCUCGCCAACCUGAUGGUCAUGGUGGCCAUCAUCUGGAACCGCCGCUUCCACUUCCCCAUCUACUACUUGCUGGGGAACAUGGCAGCAGCUGACCUCUUUGCGGGCAUCUCCUACCUCAAUCUCAUAUUUCACACCGGCCCUUGGACCAUCGGGCUGUCCAAACAGCAGUGGUUAGUCCGCGGAGCCCUGAUAGAGAUGAGUUUGACGGCCUCGGUGGUCAACCUGCUGGCCGUGGCUUUAGAGCGCCAUCAGACUAUCUUCACCAUGCAGCUGCACAGCACCAUGUCCAACCGCCGUGUGGUGCUGCUCAUUGUGGCUAUCUGGGCACUGGCUAUCAUCAUGGGCCUGGUGCCCACCAUGGGCUGGAACUGUGUGUGUCAGCUGGACCAGUGCUCCACCGUGGCCCCACUUUACUCCCGGAGCUUCCUGGUGUUCUGGGCCUUGCUCAACCUCCUCACUUUCUCUAUCAUGGUGGCCAUCUACACGCGAAUUUUUGUCUACGUUCGGCGGAAGAGCCAGAACAUGGCCCUGAGCUCUAUUCCGGUCACAGAUGGCGACACCCUUGUGGGCCUGAUGAAGACGGUCUCCAUGAUUCUGGGUGCCUUUGUGAUCUGCUGGACUCCGGGUUUGGUCAUCCUUUUGCUGGACGGGCUGCAGUGUACGGAAUGCCAGGUUCUGAAAUACGAGAAAUACUGCCUGGUCGUGGCCGAGUGCAACUCCCUGGUGAACCCCAUCAUCUACUCGUGCCGGGAUAAGGACAUGAGGACUACAUUCAAGCGCAUUCUGUGCUUCCUCUGCAGGCGAGGGAGGGAGCAGGAGGAUGACCCUUCCACUGUCCAGUGUGACACUCUGAAAAGAGAGUGUUUGCUGACAGACAAAUGUUCAGACAAGUACAACAACGCUCUGUAAAGGUUCCUUGUCUUAGCAAGGACUCAAAGUACUGGCCCUUACGAAACUAAUGAAAUCAUCAUCGUUUAGUCUUGGGCACAUGCGACUUUGAACAUGUGAGCUGAACAUGUUCUCACUACUUCUGUUUUAUGGAUGUAAGACGAGUAUGAAAUGUUGGCUAACUUCUUUUUUUAAAAAAAGGGAAAUGUACCAAUAGACACAUUUAACCCUUUAACAUGAGUCUUAGUCUUUUACAGUCCUACUGUAAGUGUCUUUAGUCUCAGUAAUUGUGAACUCUCUGGUCGUUGGAUUGAGGAAACAUCGAAAAAGCAUUUUUGAACACUUUUUUCAGUGGUGUGUUUUUUUUUUAUUUAUUUUUCACUGGCAUUUUAGAGAGCUGGCUGAACCAUUUUGCUGUGUGUUAGUGGCAAGAGUGUUGGUGCUUUGUCUUCAUAGUUGGCAUAACGUAUCGCACUGGUAUACCAAUGUGGUUUUGCACCAGUUUCAUUUGAAUGGCUGUAUAACUGAUGUGUGUUUGCAGAACAGUGUAUGGAUUCUGACAAAUGUUGCAUGGCAAAAUAUACGAUUUAAACAAACCA
This is a messenger RNA of Pygocentrus nattereri (red-bellied piranha), 2774 nucleotides long. It is a transcript of the gene lpar2a, whose product is annotated as lysophosphatidic acid receptor 2a. Gene Ontology annotation, biological process: G protein-coupled receptor signaling pathway. Bases 1147 to 2196 code for a protein of 349 amino acids. Gene Ontology annotation, cellular component: membrane. The record is from RefSeq and is a predicted model, not a curated record. The transcript has 3 exons. Lineage: Eukaryota; Metazoa; Chordata; Actinopteri; Characiformes; Serrasalmidae. Gene Ontology annotation, molecular function: lysophosphatidic acid receptor activity.